Histoplasma mississippiense is the source of this 1761-nucleotide messenger RNA. RefSeq lists its product as hypothetical. Bases 1 to 1761 code for a protein of 586 amino acids. Gene Ontology annotation, molecular function: histone H2AQ104 methyltransferase activity; RNA binding; rRNA methyltransferase activity. The record is from RefSeq and is a predicted model, not a curated record. The transcript is spliced from 6 exons. Gene Ontology annotation, cellular component: box C/D methylation guide snoRNP complex; small-subunit processome. Gene Ontology annotation, biological process: rRNA methylation; box C/D sno(s)RNA 3'-end processing. NCBI's taxonomy places the organism in Eukaryota, Fungi, Ascomycota, Eurotiomycetes, Onygenales, Ajellomycetaceae.
AUGGCGACUCCGAUGGUGGGCGGGCCCUUGCGCAGCGAGGGCCGAAAAUCCAUAUAUACAACCACGGCGCUCAAGCGAUGGUCAUGCCAAAGUGCCGACGAACUACCUGCCGUCGCGCAGAUCAAAGCGAUCCAUGUCUACGAUUUUGACAACACCCUAUUCUCGAGCCCCCUUCCUAACCCUCAGCUAUGGAAUGGCCCGACGAUUGGCUUUCUUUCUACCUACGAAUGUUUUGCCAAUGGAGGUUGGUGGCAUGACCCCAACAUCCUUGCAGCGACCGGACAGGGGAUGGAAAUUGAGGAACGUAAAGCGUGGAAAGGAUGGUGGAAUGAGCAAAUAGUACAAUUGGUGGAACUCAGCAUGCAGCAAAAGGAUGCGCUUACUGUUCUUCUCACUGGGCGAGCAGAGGGUCCAUUCGAAAACAUCAUCAAACGGAUGAUCAAGAGCAGAAAACUAGUUUUUGAUCUAGUCUGCCUGAAACCUGAAGUCGGUCCCAAUAGCCAGCGGUUCUCUUCGACCAUGAACUUCAAGCAAACUUUUCUGGAAGAUCUGGUUAUCACCUACAAACAUGCCGAUGAGAUCCGAGUUUACGAAGAUCGCGUUAAGCAUGUUAAAGGCUUCCGCGAGUAUUUUGAAAAACUCAACCGAGCUUUACAACCUGGGCCACCCUCUGCUCCACGCAAACCUAUCAAUGCCGAAGUUAUUCAAGUUGCUGAGGAGGCUGCUUUCCUCCCUCCAGUCACCGAAGCUGCUGAGGUUCAGCGGAUGAUCAACUACCAUAACAAGAUUCUUACCUCAACGUCGGGUAACACUACCAAGUCACCUUACGGGCGACUAAGAAUUAAGCGCACAAUCUUCUUCACAGCAUAUCUUCUGUCCAACACAGAUUCCUCUCGUAUCAUCACUUAUGUUUUGAAUCCAUUGAUACCACCGAAUAUGUCUGAUUCGACUGAGAUUAAAUACUUAGCCAAUGCAAUCCUGAUCACUUCUCGCCCACCAUCAAAGUCUAUCAUUGAUAGAGUAGGCGGAAUGGGGAAAACAGUGCGCUGGCGAAUCACCGAUACAGGAGUUUUUGAAAACAAACUCUGGGCCGCUAAAGUGACACCGGUUCUGGACUCAGAAAUCAUUUACACCGAAAACCCAGAACCGCUCAUGGUCCUUGCUAUGCGCAAGAGCGCACGACCCACGGACGCUGGCCGGAUCCGUAACUGGCAACCCGUCAUAGAGGAUAACGCCCUCGUCUUCGACGCAACUGUCGGACAAAAGAUGGCGUUGAUGAUCGAAGAGGAACACACGGGCGACGCAUGCGGGACCGCGAGCCUGGAUCGCGUAAUUACCCGCCACACCCCCAUCCCCAUACACAUUCGCAAACACAUCCUCAUGCACCACAUGGACCUGGUGAUGCUCAUCGAGAAUACUCACCUUAUCACAGCCGGAACAAUCCCCCCUAUCCACGCCAUCCUGGCGAGGGCGGCGGCGGCAGCGGUGCAGGCGGAUGUAGAUAUUACGGAGACGAAGGUGGACCGCCUCCCCGUCGCGGCGGCGGUGCGGGUGCCAAUUAUAGGGGAAGUCGCGGACGUGGACGAGGAGGGCGGGGCCGGGGACGUAGCCGUGGAGGUGGCCGAGAUGGUGCCUCUGGUUCCCAUCAGUACCGUUCACUGGAUGAUCAUGUCGCGGGCGGCUCUGGCAGUGGAGGUGGGUACGAGGGACCGGGGACCGGGGAUGAGAGGGGUUACAGAGGGGGUAGGGGUCCUAUUAUGA